AAUUCUGCAAGUGGUUCUGAUUUACUGUCGCUGUAUUCUAGCUGGUCUAAAACCGAUUUUGACAUAAAGGGACGCUUUUUGGAUGCCAUUGACAUUUCUGAGUUUCAAGGCAGAAAAAACAGUAAAAAUGCAGGCAGGGCACAGGACAAAGCAGUAGGGACAAAAUGUAUGUGAAAUGCUUUGAAACAAUGAUGUUUUAAAAAUGUCAGUUUUUAAAAUUUUCAAAUUUGCUACCGGUUCCAGCCCCCCCGUACGUCCCGACACUCGCAAGGACCGGAACCCGGAAGACGGAUGCCGGCAUCGGCCGGAGGAGAUGGCCGGGGACGCUGCAGGGGACACAU
Molecule: messenger RNA, 341 nt
Organism: Staurois parvus
Lineage: Eukaryota; Metazoa; Chordata; Amphibia; Anura; Ranidae
Source: the annotation of a GenBank genome assembly